UCUGUUUCUCUCUCAUCGUAUUGGAGCGUCUGUAAAUUCAAUACUCUACUAGUGGAGUGGUAUAUAGUUGGAGUAAUUCUGCUACUACCGCCAUUUAUAGCGUAGAGAGUAAUAGUUGAAGUAGCUGUAGCUAGAUCUGAACUCCACGGAGCUGUUGUUACUCGCGCUCAAUUUUUGUAGCGGAGCUCCACUUACUUCCUCAUUUCAACUUAACGGAAGGAGAGUUGUUUCUGGUUGAGAAUUCUGAUUGAGAGUGAUAGAGAUGGCAAAGUCGAGGCCGAAUUUCCCAGCUCAGGAUGUUUUAUCAGCUGGACAAGGAUCAGUGAGGUCGAGAGAAUGGGAGGGUCCAACUAGGUGGACUGAGUACUUGGGCCCUGACGUAGCAGCCAGGAGUAAUGGCGGAGCUGAAGGAGCGACUAGUCAAAGCGCGAGCAGUUCAUCGCAGAAGGGUCUGAACAUGCAAUGGGUUUACCAGCUCACUCAUGUAGCUGAAGGGCUGAUGGCGAAAAUGUAUAGACUUAAUCAGAUUUUGGAUUAUCCUGAUUUGGUCAAUCAUGCCUACUCUGAAGCGUUUUGGAAAGCCGGUCUGUUCCCUAACCAACCGAAGAUUUGUAUUUUGCUAGAGAAGAAGUUUCCUGAACAUCACAGCAAGCUGCAGCUGGAGCGGGUUGAUAAGCUUGCUUUGGAUGCUAUGAAUGAUAGUGCUGAGGUUCAUUUACAGAGUAUGGAGCCAUGGAUUCAGCUACUUCUUGACCUGAUGGCAUUCCGAGAACAAUCUUUGCGGCUUAUUCUGGACCUAAGCAGUACUGUGAUUACGUUGCUGCCACACCAAAACUCUCUCAUACUACAUGCUUUUAUGGAUCUCUUUUGCUCGUUUGUUCGUGUUAAUCUAUUUUCUGAGAAGAUACCAAGGAAAAUGAUGCUGCAAACAUACAAUCUUUUGUACUCCAUGGCUCGGAAUGAUCGUGAUUGUGACUUUUACCAUAGAUUAAUUCAAUUUGUUGAUUCUUAUGAUCCACCAUUUAAGGGGUUACAUGAAGAUCUUAAUUUUGUCAGUCCUAGGAUUGGAGAGGUUUUGGAGGCUGUGGGCCCAAUUAUCUUUUUAUCUACAGAUACACGGAAGCUGCGGAAUGAGGGUUUUCUAAGCCCAUUUCAUCCUAGAUACCCUGACAUACUUACGAACUCUGCACAUCCUAUGAGAGCUCAGGACCUUGCAAAUGUUACUUCAUAUCGUGAGUGGGUGCUCUUUGGAUAUUUGGUUUGUCCAGAUGAGCUUCUUAGAGUGACCAGCAUUGACAUUGCUUUGGUUGUGCUGAAGGAAAACUUAGUUCUUACACUAUUCAGGGAUGAAUAUAUAUUAUUGCAUGAGGACUAUCAGUUAUAUGUUUUACCACGAAUUUUGGAAUCGAAAAGGAUGGCAAAGUCCGGACGAACAAAGCAAAAAGAAGCAGAUCUAGAAUAUAGUGUUGCAAAGCAGGUAGAGAAAAUGAUCAGUGAGGUACAUGAGCAAGCCCUUUACUCCUGUGAUUCCAUACACCAUGAAAGGAGAAUAAUGUUGAAGCAGGAAAUUGGAAGGAUGGUCCUGUUUUUCACUGACCAACCCAGUUUAUUGGCUCCUAAUAUCCAGAUGGUUUUUUCUGCCUUAGCUUUUGCACAGAGUGAGGUUCUAUGGUACUUUCAGCAUGUCGGAGUAGCAUCUUCUAAAUCCAAAACAGCUCGAGUUGUGUCAGUAGAAAAUGAUCCAAAUGACCCAACCAUUGGUUUCUUAUUGGAUGGGAUGGACCAGCUUUGCUGUCUGGUCCGCAAAUAUAUUGCAGCCAUUAGAGGCUAUGCCUUAUCAUACCUAUCAUCCUGUGCUGGUAGAAUCCGUUUCCUGCUUGGCACUCCUGGAAUGGUGGCACUUGACCUGGAUGCUACUCUAAAGGGACUUUUCCAAAGGAUUGUUCUGCAUCUAGAGAACAUACCAAAACCCCAGGGAGAAAAUAUUUCCGCAAUCUCAUGUGAUUUAUCGGACUUGCGCAAAGAUUGGUUAACCGUUUUGAUGAUUGUCACUUCUGCGCGUUCAUCAAUCAACAUUAGACAUUUAGAGAAAGCUACUGUAUCCACCGGCAAAGAAGGGUUACUGUCAGAAGGCAAUGCCGCAUACAAUUGGUCCAGAUGUGUGGAUGAGCUAGAAGCUCAAUUAUCAAAAUUUGGGGGUCUGAAAAAACUUUACUUCAACCAUCAGCAUCUUACAACUGUUUUCCGCAACACCAUGUUUGGGCCUGAGGGCCGUCCCCAGCAUUGCUGUGCUUGGCUCGGUGUUGCUAGCAGUUUUCCAGAAUGUGCCUCUCCAAUUGUUCCAGAGGAGGUGACUAAAAUAGGCCGCGACGCAGUUCUAUAUGUUGAGUCCCUAAUUGAAUCUAUAAUGGGAGGAUUGGAAGGUUUGAUAAAUAUUCUUGACUCGGAUGGAGGAUUUGGUUCCCUGGAGAUGCAGCUUCUCCCAGACCAAGCAGCGAAUCUCAUGAACUUGACAUCCAGAGUAUCUAUUCCUUCAGUGAAGUCCCCAAAAGCUUCGUAUGGUUUUCAUUUGCCUGGCUAUGAGAGCUAUCCAGAAAAUAAUAGCUCCAUCAAAAUGUUAGAAGCUGCAAUGCAGAGGUUGACAAAUCUAUGUUCUGUCCUGAAUGACAUGGAGCCUAUAUGUGUAUUAAACCAUGUUUUUGUUCUGAGAGAGUAUAUGAGAGAAUGCAUCCUAGGGAAUUUCAAAAGGAGAUUGCUCACGGUCCUUAAAACUGAUUCUGAUCUUCAGAGACCUUCCGUCUUGGAGUCACUAAUCCGUAGACACACUUCCAUAGUUCAUCUCGCAGAGCAACACGUAAGCAUGGACCUCACCAAUGGCAUUCGUGAAAUUCUCCUGGCAGAGACCUACUCGGGUCCUGUUUCUUCUCUACAGUUGUUUGAAAAAUCUGCUGAACAACAAACAGGCUCAGCUACUGAAGCUGUAUGCAAUUGGUACAUCGAAAACAUUGUUAAGGAUGUGGCUGGUGCGGGAAUCCUCUUUGCACCUCUUCAUCGAUGCUUCAAGAGCACACGGCCAGUUGGUGGAUACUUUGCCGAGUCAGUAACUGACCUCAUGGAACUGAAAGCCUUUGUUCGAACUUUUGGGAGCUACGGAGUUGACCGUUUAGAUCGGAUGCUAAAAGAGCACACAGCAGCUCUCCUGAACUGCAUUGACACAACAUUGCGUGCAAAUCGUGAGAAUCUGGAGGCAGUUGCAGGGAGUAUGCACUCUGGUGAUAGGAUGGAAACUGAAGCAAAUAUCAAGCAGAUAGUCGAUAUGGAUACGAUGGUUAGGUUCUGUAUUCAGGCGGGGCAAGCCAUUGCUUUUGAUUCCCUUUUAGCUGAAGCUUCAGGCAUUGUGCUAAAAGAAGGCGCUCCUCUGAUUCAUUCACUGCUAACGGGCGUUGCAAAACACUUACCUGAUGAGAUACCGGAAACCAAAGAGAUCAGGAGAAUGAGAAGAGUGGCAAACUCUGUAAACGUGUUUGGUGAUCACGACUUCGCAUGGAUUAGAUUGAUUCUGGAAGAGGUUGGGGGUGCCACUGAUGGCUCAUGGAGCUUGCUACCCUAUCUCUUUGCAACUUUUAUGACAUCUAACAUCUGGUAUACAACUGCUUUCAACGUCGAAACUGGAGGCUUCAGCAACAACGUUCAUUGUUUAGCCAGGUGCAUAUGUGCAGUAAUCGCGGGAAGUGAACUCGUAAGACUUGAACGAGAUUAUCGACAGAAGCACUCUCUUUCUAAUGGCCACAUUAGUGAACCCUUGGACCCUGAGGCACCAAACUACUCUUCCAUAGAUGCAAGCAUAAAAUCCACAAUGCAGCUUUUCAUCAAGUUCUCUGCAGGAAUAAUUCUGGAUUCUUGGAGUGAAAGCAAUAGGUCUCACCUCGUGGCGAAGCUGAUCUUUCUCGACCAAAUCUGCGAAAUCUCGCCACACAUUUCACGGAGCACGUUGGAGUCUCACGUGCCUUACACCAUUCUCCGCUCCAUCUACAGCCAAUACUACUCGAAUUCUGCCACUCCCUUCGCACCAAUAAGUGGUUCGCCAAGGCAUUCUCCGGCCAUGUCCCUGGCCCACGCCUCCCCUUCGCUGAGGCAACCGCGUGGUGAUUCAACUCCACAAUCCAACACUCACGACUCGGGCUAUCCCAAACCGUCGUCCACCCACGGCCAAGAUCAGUACGAGAUUGACAAUUUCAGCAUGAGAAGCAUUGACAGCAGAAAUCGAAAUGUCAGGCGAUCCGGGCCCUUGGACUACAACCUAAGCCGCAAAUCAAAAUUCGCCGAAGGGUCCACGUCAACUAGCACUGGUCCUAGUCCCUUGCCAAGAUUCGUUGUGUCAAGAUCUGGUCCUUUAUCAUAUAAAUGAAGAUAGAUGAUUCGUAAAGCAAUUUUGUAUAUUUGGUUCAACUCAGAUUAUCAUUAUUAUUUUUAUUCCUAAUUCAACUUGAUUUAUUCUGUAAUAACAUGGUUUAUCUUAUUCGGCCAAUGUAAAAAUAACUACUAUUCAGAUUGA
Molecule: messenger RNA, 4555 nt
Organism: Salvia hispanica
Lineage: Eukaryota; Viridiplantae; Streptophyta; Magnoliopsida; Lamiales; Lamiaceae
Product: protein NAP1-like
Biological process (GO): cell migration; cell morphogenesis; cell projection assembly
Cellular component (GO): SCAR complex
Source: RefSeq, a predicted model, not a curated record